Molecule: messenger RNA, 529 nt
Organism: Salvelinus sp. IW2-2015
Lineage: Eukaryota; Metazoa; Chordata; Actinopteri; Salmoniformes; Salmonidae
Source: RefSeq, a predicted model, not a curated record
UGACGGAUAGCUCGCUACAUCGCAGGCAACUGUCCACUCUAGCAUGAAUGAGAUGCUGGAGGAGGGCCAUGAGUAUGCUGUCAUGCUCUACACCUGGAGAAGCUGCUCAAGAGCUAUACCACAGGUGAAGUGUAAUGAGCAGCCCAACAGGGUGGAGAUCUAUGAGAAGACUGUGGAGGUGCUGGAACCAGAGGUCACCAAGCUCAUGAAGUUCAUGUACUUUCAGCGUAAGGCCAUCGAGCGUUUCUGCGGGGAGGUGAAGCGUCUUUGCCACGCUGAGCGGAGGAAAGACUUUGUCUCUGAAGCCUACCUUCUCACCCUGGGCAAGUUCAUCAACAUGUUCGCUGUGCUCGACGAACUCAAGAACAUGAAGUGUAGCGUCAAGAACGACCACUCUGCCUAUAAAAGGGCGGCUCAGUUCCUGAGGAAGAUGGCCGACCCUCAGUCCAUCCAGGAGUCACAGAACCUCUCUAUGUUCCUAGCCAAUCACAACAGGAUUACUCAGGUGGUCCCCAGCUCUGGCCCUUGA